AUGGAUGCCGUUCCACUCGUGGUUUCGCCGUUUGACAUUCGUUUCUUGGCCUCUGUGGCGUUCUACCUGAGCCUUUUCCUGAGUGGUUGUGUUCUCAUCCAAAGCAGUGGGAUGAUUGAAGAUCUCCUCUGGGUGGUUAAACCUAAGAAAUCUGAAGCUGGUCGAAAAGGAUGCCGUUUUUCUCGGAAUUCGGUUGUCAAUUGCAGCGAUGCCAAGGAGCUCUCUCGGAUGAUUCUGCUUGCAUUGUUGUUGCUGAUCCUACCGUACGUACCUUCAUCAAAUCUUUUCUUCUAUGUUGGCUUCGUGGCAGCAGAACGAAUUCUUUACCUACCCAGUGUGGGAUACUGCAUUCUGAUCGGAAUGCUGUAUCACCUUUGCUGCUCAAGAUUCGGCAAGAAGUCAGCAAUGUCAUUUGGAUUUAUGAUAGUCGUUCUUCACGGUAUGAGAACUUACGAAAGGAAUAUAGAUUGGAAAGACGAAGAAAGUCUCUACAAAAGUGCCCUGGAGUUGAAUCCCCCGAAAGCUUACUCUAAUCUUGGACGAGUAUACGCAUCUCAAAUGCGACUGGAUGAAGCUGAAGCAGCUUACAAGAAUGCUCUUGCUUAUCGUCCAAAUAUGGCAGACACAUGGUACAAUUUGGGUGUUCUCUAUCAAGAUAUGAGAAACUUCAGCGAAUCGGUCAAAUGCUACCGAGCUUCCAUUAAUUUUCGUCGGACAUUUGCAACGGCUCAUCUGAAUCUGGGAAUUGUCUACGAGACAUUAGGCAACGAUGAAAGUGCGAUUUCGACCUGGCAGUUGUGCUCAGCUAUAGAUGGCACUUUAGUCAAAGCUCAACGAGAACAUCGAAAUGCUCAGACCAGUUGUCGAUUUCGUCUAGGAAGGAUGCUGCUAAGCCAAGGAAACCUUCAAGAGGCUGCUAAAGUUUUGGAUGAGGCAAUACGAGAAGCCCCGCGAUCUUAUCCAUUCAUUCAUUCGUUAUUCUAUUCGUAUGGCGAAGUAGAAAAACUGCUUGGAAACAAUGACAAAGCUGAGCAACUUUUCCAAGCUGCCUUCAAUGCUGCCCCUACCCACAUUCCGACAUUGCUGACUAUGGCACACCUCCGUAACAAACAGAAUCGAACUUCUGAAUCAAACGAGUGGUUUUCAAAAGCGCUAGCCAUUGCUCCGAACUCAGCCGAUGUCCAUCAUCACAUUGGUUUAGCUGCUGCUUCGAGGGGUGACGUAGCACGGGCUGAAAUGGCUUACAAAAACGCUCUGAAACUUGUCAGUACACAUGCGGACUCUUUGAAAUCAUUGGCAGCGCUUUUACGGGAACAGCAUCGCUACGACAAGAGUGAAGAGGUGUUGCGAACUCUGAUGAACCAUCAUCCGACUUCGGAAACGUUGAGCGAUUACGGAGCCAUACUACAUUUGACUGGGAAACUUGAAGAAGCCAAGCGAUUCUAUGAGAAGUCGCUGAUGCUUGAUCCAUCGAACAACGUGGCCAAAGAGAAUCUCCGUCGACUCGAACGGAAACUUUCUUCAUCGACACGACGCACUUGA
Haemonchus placei is the source of this 1542-nucleotide messenger RNA. The record is from the annotation of a GenBank genome assembly. NCBI's taxonomy places the organism in Eukaryota, Metazoa, Nematoda, Chromadorea, Rhabditida, Trichostrongylidae.